Messenger RNA from Misgurnus anguillicaudatus (oriental weatherfish), 1035 nucleotides. The record is from RefSeq and is a predicted model, not a curated record. Lineage: Eukaryota; Metazoa; Chordata; Actinopteri; Cypriniformes; Cobitidae.
AGUUAACUGGAACAUAAAAUUCUUUAGAAGCACUGGACUUUUAAAGGAUCCAGUUUACCCAGUUUUUACAAUGAGAGAGAUGGAGCUGAGGAAUGUUAAUGUUUGGUCUUCAAAGGGAAAAUAGGGCUGCUAACAGUAUAUAUACAUGCACAACAACACUUGUGGACAGCUUAAAUCGACCGAAGACAGCGAAAGCAGACACAUCCUUACAACUCUACAAGAACAGAAGUGAAGUCUUUGGUGACCAUGGCAAAUGAGAGCUACAAGAAAGUGUUCCUGGAGACCCACAACCAGUACAGGAGGAAACAUCAAGCCCCAGACCUGAAAAUGAGUGAGGCGCUGUGUAAAUCUGCUCAAAAAUGGGCAGAUCACCUACUCAGUAGGAAGACCCUUGGACACAGUGACACAAACAAUGGGGAAAAUGUAUUUUAUGCUUUUAGCUCCAACCCAAAGCCGCAGACAGGUAAAGAGGCUGUAGACAGUUGGUAUAGCGAGAUUAAAGAUUACAACUUUGGAAAACCAGGAAAUCAACCAAAGACAGGACACUUUACUCAAGUUGUGUGGAAAUCAACAACAGAGCUUGGAGUAGGAAUGGCUACUGAUGGAAAGACAAUUUUUGUUGUUGGGCAAUACAGUCCUGCUGGAAACAUAACCAAUGCUGGUUACUAUGAGAAAAAUGUUCUACCUGCAUGUAAAGAGGCUGCAGACAAUAAGUGUACUGAGAAUAAAGAUGACAACUUUGAAAAAUCAGGACAUCAACCAAAGACAGUGAAGUCUUUGGUGCCCAUGGCAGAUGAGAGCUACAAGAAAGUGUUCCUGGAGACCCACAACCAGUACAGGAGGAAACAUCAAGCCCCGGACCUGAAAAUGAAUGAGGAGCUGUGUAGAUCUGCUCAAAAAUGGGCAGAUCACCUACUCAGUACGAGGACCCUUGGACACAGUGACUCAGACAAUGGGGAAAAUGUAUUUUAUGCUUUUAGCUCCAAACUAAAGCCACAGACAGUUAACUACGGUCAUACAUUAUUUAAACUAUAA